CUCUCCCCCAUUUUUGGGGUCUCUCCCCCCCAUUUUUGGGGUCUCUCCCCCCGUUUUUCCCCCCCAGACGUGGAGGAUCUGCUCCGGUUCCUGCGGCCGCUCCACGAGGGCACCUUGGUGCUCGUCGCCUCCUACGACGACCCCGCCACCAAGCUGACGGAGGAGUCUCGUCGGCUGUUCUGGGAGCUGGGCAGCGCCGUGGCCAAAGAUUUGGGGUUCCGGGACAGUUGGGUCUUCGUGGGGGCCAAAGGGGUGCAGGACAGGAGCCCCUUCGAGCAGGUGGGG
Messenger RNA from Neopelma chrysocephalum (saffron-crested tyrant-manakin), 285 nucleotides. RefSeq names its product protein FAM3A-like. Lineage: Eukaryota; Metazoa; Chordata; Aves; Passeriformes; Pipridae. The transcript has 2 exons. The record is from RefSeq and is a predicted model, not a curated record. The annotation marks the transcript as partial.